AUGCCUGGCGCAAAUUGCGCUUUUUAUGGUUGUUCGACGAGCAGAAGCCACAAACUUUCGCUGUUCAAAAUCCCAACAAUUGGCGCGGCAGAUACUGAUUACACAAAGUCUGUGAAGAGAAAAACCCGUGAAGAAUGGCUUCGUUUAAUACAAAGAACGAGAGUUUUGACGCCAGAAUUAAAAGCCAGAAUAGAGGCGAAUAACAUUUACAUCUGUGAGCUACAUUUUAAGGCAGAAUGUAUAUUAGACGGUAAGUUUUUGCCACAUCUGUACGUAUCUUCACUUUAAAAUAUUCAUCAACCAGGAUUUAGCAUACAAGGCGUUGUUAAUUCAGCAUAUCUGAAAAUUUGCAUAUUAUAUAGGAAAACGAAAGACAUUGGUGGCUGGGAGUAUUCCUACUGAGAAUCUACCUCAAAAAAAGUACGACGCUCCCAAACAAGAACGUCGUGUUCUUGAAAGAAAGCAACUCGAGGUUCCAAAGACGCCGCCAUUACUCGAUAUUAACACCUUUACUGAACAGUUGCAGCGAAAGGAAAUCGAACCGUGGAAAAUUGUGAAGUCAAACAACGAUGAAGUGCGACUGGAAUAUUAUGACGAUGUUCACAGUAUUCCAAAGUAUACAGUUAUUGUAAAUUCGGCGCUGGAAUUCAGUGUAUUUGUCUUCAACUGGUUGGUACCUGACCAGAACUUUGUAUACGUGGAAAACAAGCGUUCGGUCAUACAUGUGGAUAUUGUAGGGCUUUUAAAGUAUAUUGAAAGUUCCAAACUUUGUGAAGGCUUGGAAGAAGAUACUGAUGUUAAGUCUGUUGCUGUUGACCCCACUGAAAAACCAAACCCAACAAUUCAAACCUUGAUUGUCCGGCAUUCUGUUCCUAAAGUUAUUGAUCCUGAAGAACCACAUUUUCAAGUGUCCAUUCGAUACCGCUCAGUUGGUUGUGACACUCUCACUAGCAGUGAACACUCGAAUAGUUCAUGUAAACCUU
Messenger RNA from Paramuricea clavata, 983 nucleotides. NCBI's taxonomy places the organism in Eukaryota, Metazoa, Cnidaria, Anthozoa, Malacalcyonacea, Plexauridae. The record is from the annotation of a GenBank genome assembly.